Molecule: messenger RNA, 1323 nt
Organism: Pyrenophora tritici-repentis Pt-1C-BFP
Lineage: Eukaryota; Fungi; Ascomycota; Dothideomycetes; Pleosporales; Pleosporaceae
Product: Hap2-elong multi-domain protein
Biological process (GO): tRNA wobble uridine modification
Cellular component (GO): elongator holoenzyme complex; cytosol; nucleus
Molecular function (GO): tRNA binding
Source: RefSeq, a predicted model, not a curated record
AUGACCUUCGAAUACACUCUUCCCGACGAGUGGACAGAAUUUGAUUCGGAUGCAGUGACUUCCGAGAAGGACUUCUUGUUGAACGUCUACGCACAGCACAUCAAGGUAGCCGACCACUUCCGAGAGUUCCAGGACGUUUAUGUCCUCGAAUGUGCUCUGAACGAUCGACCAAAACCCACUCGUGCACAGAAGCCCAAGAACAGUUCCAGUGUCAGCAAGGCUCGUCGCGUGCGCGAUAGCUCCUACACCGGCAUCAGUGGCAGUCGCAGGCGCCCCCUCUCUCAAGAUCGCCUUCAAGCCAUGGCAAGUCGCUCAGCUACCCUCGCGCAAUAUGAGCGCCAUUCCGUUCAGCUCAUGUCGAGGGUCCUCAACAUCCGCCCCAAUGCAUCGCCGUUCACACUGGUCCUCGACGAUCUCAAUCAGCGCGCGUUCCCAUUUGUGGAUGAGAUGAUUCGCCGCGCACUGUCACGCAACACCAACAUCGUCGUCGUCACCUUUGAGGCCACACACUACGCUGCCCCUCUUCGAAAAGUUAACGGUCACAAUGCUACCGCCAAAGACAUUAUGCAAGACGUGCGCAAAGCCAUGGACGGUGCGAAGGGGAGCCUUGUCAUCGUCGACUCUCUGAACGAUAUGCUCAACAAACAGGGUGUCGACAUGAGCGAACUGUUCAAUCUUGUGGCAGGAACGUACUCAUCCACCCUCGUCGGCGUCUACCAUUGCGACAUGUUGCCCGCCCAGGAUGCGCGACCCGAGACGGCAUACACACCUGAGCCACUCGAAUUGGUCAAGUACAUGGCCACUGCAGUCAUCACCUGCAAGUCAUUCGCUCACUGCCUCGCCGCCAAGGCUGCCAAAGAGCGUAGUCUGCCAGAGCCCACCCACGGCGUACUUCAAGGAGCUGAGGGUAUCGUCCAAUGUCUUGAUGCCAACGAUAACCGUGGUAUCGUUCUUGAGGCUGAGUUCCGUCGCAAAUCCGGUCGGCCCGAGGGCGAGACAUUCUUCCUCCCCACCUGGAGUGAGGAGCACUACCGUGAGCCCCUGCCCAGCCAGGAGUGUGGCACUCUGAAACAAGAGAUCGUUGUUCUACUGGACAAGGUCCCUGAAUUUGCCGGCCCAAAGGUGGUUGGACAAGUUGAUGCUUCUGGAAACGAGAUCGAGUCUACAUUCAACCUUGGCCUCACCGAUAAGCAGAAGCAAGCCCGUGAAGGCGUUGUACUGCCCUAUUUCGAUGCCCAGAAGGGUGAGGGUGGCGAAGGCGGUCGCAUUCUGUAUGACAUGGGCUCGGAGGAUGACUUUGAUGAUGAAGAAGACGAAUUCUAG